Populus nigra (black poplar) is the source of this 2820-nucleotide messenger RNA. RefSeq lists its product as uncharacterized. The record is from RefSeq and is a predicted model, not a curated record. The coding region runs from base 576 to 2543 and encodes 655 amino acids. The transcript has 6 exons. Lineage: Eukaryota; Viridiplantae; Streptophyta; Magnoliopsida; Malpighiales; Salicaceae. Gene Ontology annotation, molecular function: protein binding.
UAAGCUUAGAACCUUUGUCCUAAAACUCUUCUACUUCAACCAUUUCCAUUCUAUAAACUAAGUUCUUCUUUUACUAAACUACUACAACUAAAAAUCUUAACCACCAAACUACUUUCAUUUCAAUCCCUAAUCACUAAAACCUCUAAACUAACUCUUAAACUAUCACCAUCUUCUAAAAAUAGUAUUAGAGCCCAAUUGAUCGUAAGUGAGCAUUAGAGUCUUUAUGGCCACCAUAAAUUCAUCACAAUCUAUCUUUGUGUCACUUCCUAUUUUUGAUGGUGGAGACUAUGAUUUGUGGAAAAUAAAAAUGGAAACACUCUUCAGGUCUCAAAAUCUUUGGGACAUUGUUGAGAAUAGAGUUGAGGAGCCAAAAAAUAUCUCUACUCUAGAAGAAGCACAGCGGAAGGAGUUAGAGGUGAAAAAGCAGAAGGAUGCUAGUGCCCUUUAUUUGAUUCAACAAUCACUGGCUAAUAAAAUUUUUUUCAAGGAUUGUUGGAGCUUCAACAGCAAAUGACGCAUGGGGUAUAUUGCAGAAAAAGUUUCUCGGCGAUUCUAAGAUAGCAUCUGAGAUAGAAAUGAAAGAAGCACCUUAUGGAGCAGCCAUGAAUGGAGACUGGCAAAGCAUGAUUGACUACUAUCAGGAACAUUUCGAAAUAAUCGACUGUCCAGUUACGCCCUCUAAGGAUACUGUACUUCAUCUAGCUGUGUACAGCAAAACAGAGAAACAACUUAAAGUUUUACUUGAAAUCAUGAAGAAAAGAGCAUUUUCUGUAACUGAGGAAGAAUUUCUCAAGACAAAAAACAAAUUUGGAAAUACGGUUCUUCACGAGGCAACCUUCUAUGGGAAUUAUGAAGCUGUAAUAUUCUUGGUAGAACGUUGUCCAGAGCUGCUUUCGGUUCCAAAUGAGUUCGGUGAAACCCCAUUGUUUACAGCUGCUGAAUUUGCUGAGACAGAAAUAGUGGAGUUUUUAAUCACAUCCAAACCAGGACAAUGCGUGGAUGAUGAUGGCCUCCUAUUAACAAUUCACCGCCAGAGAACGGAAGAUAACCUGUCCAUCCUUAGCGCUGCUAUCAUAGGGCAAAAAUUUGAAACAGCUUUACUGUUGCUAGAACUGGAUAAAUCGCUCGCCAGCUUGAAGGACAAAAAUCAAAUAUCUACUCUUCAACUUCUAGCCGAAAUGCCAGCUGCUUUUGAGAGUGAAUUUCCCAUGGGAAUAUUUGAAAGACUCAUCUACUGUUGCCUUCCUGUUAAACGUCACCACGAGGUAAAAUCAAAGGUUAAAAGUUGGUGCCUGGCAAAGAAGAGAGAUCUUGAGAGCGGUCGGGGGAGGAACUCAGGAGAUCUGGGGAGUGUCUCGGAUAGGAAUCAAAGAGGCGGCCUACUCAACUAUUUAAAGAUCCCUAAAGUAUGUUGGCUAAAAGGAAUCUGGGACCAGAAAAGAAAGCAUGUCUUUGCUUUGAGAUUCUCCGAAAGCCUAAUAAAAGAAGAUAAGUCAUUGAAAGGAGUGCAAACGUCUGAAACCCAAAUUCUACCACCACAAACUUCUGUAACGAUGUCGUCAUUGACUACAAAAAAGGAGAUCCCAUUGUUUACUGCAACUAGAAGGGGAAUAGAAAAGAUUGUGCAGCAGAUAAUAAAACUAUAUCCUCAUGCUAUUGACCAGCGUGAUGAAAUGAAUCGGAGCAUUUUGGAUGUGGCCGUCAUGUACCGCCAGAAAAAGAUCUUCGAUUUUGUGAAGCAACAGGAAAUACCGUUUGCUAGACUACGUCGAGUUGUUGAUAAUAGCAACAGCUCAUUGUUGCACCAUGUUGCAGAAGUAAACCAAAACAGUGGAGUAACCAAGCCUGGGCCUGCACUACAACUUCAGGAGGAGUUGCAAUGGUUUGAGCGAGUAAAAGAGGUAAUUCCUGAUCAUUAUGUCCCGCUUCUGAACGACGAUGGAAAAACUGCAAGAGAGUGCUUCGAAAUUUCGCACAAGGAGCAACUGAAAAAGGCACAAAAAUGGAUCAAGGAAACAUCUCAGUCUUGUUCAACUGUAGCUGCACUUGUUGCUACUGUUGUCUUUGCUGCUGCCUAUACUGUGCCCGGAGGUUCCGAUGAAAAUGGCAAGCCCAACUUCAUCAACUCUCCCUAUUUUCUGAUUUUCACUGUCUCCGAUGUUGUCUCCUUAGCAAGCUCUUUGACUUCGCUUGUGGUGUUUCUCUCUUUGUUGACCUCUCCGAUUGAGCUACAAGAUUUCCACAUCUCUCUUCCUCGAAAACUUAUUGUUGGCUUCACCUUCCUCUUCUUUUCUGUGAUAACGACCAUGCUAUCCUUUGGGGCAACAAUUUUGAUACUCAUUCAAUCAGAGAGGAAGUUGACAACAUUACUCCUUUCCAUUGCUUCAUUCCUUCCUGUCUCAGUAUUUGGAAUAAUGCAAUUCCGUCUGUACGUCUCAUUUAUGGGCUCUACAUUAAACAUUCUCAAGAUAACCUGGAAAGCUCAUUCAUCGUCUCUUGUCCCUUGCCUACCAUGGGGAAAAAAGCUCCCUCGAGAAGAUUGACACGGGAUAUUUAACUGGCAUGGAUGUUUUUCCUCCAUGUUCGUUUGAAUCUCUAGCAUUGAUCAUUAUAUAUUGCGUGUAAUAUAUAUAUAGAGCAUGUAUGGUUGUUUAUCCAGUUUCGUGAUAUUUAUGUGGUUUUGCUCCCUCCAAUGAUGGCCUUGAAGCCAGUUUGUAUUAUGUAUAGUGUGUCAUGGGUUGGUAUUGUAGCAAAUUUGUCAACAUUUUUCAACCACCAUCACUUAUGACAAAUACACUAAAAUUAGCUGCAAUAUUUAUU